AUGCCGUUCACCCAAGAGCAGAUCGAGCAAGAGCAAACCCACUUUGCGAACGUCAUCACGACUUUCCAGCAAUACGCACCUAACGCGCUGAACGCGAACAACAAGCGCAGAAAAGACUUUCAUACUCUCCCGAUUGCAGACAGGGAGCUUCUCACCUCCCUCGGGUACAAGGACCGAAUAUCUGCCGUCGACCAUGCCAUUUUCGUGAAUGCCGAAUUUCUGAACCGUGUCAUCGCGAGCCCUGAUAUCUUCAGCGGCGGAGGGCCGGACGAAGACGAGGACGAUCCGGAGAUGAAGGGCAACGAUCAAGACGACUCUGACGACGACGAUCCCGGCCAUGGGUCGGGUCCCGCAGGCCGUGGAAAGAGCCAUUCACACUCUCACUCUCACUCUCAUGGCCAUGGUGCUCACCCUCAUGCUCAUGGCUCACAUGACCACAGUCAUGAAUCGCCGUCUGGAGGGGACGGCAGUCAGACGCAGCAACGCAAAUAUCGGCCCACAGAACAUGACAUGGACAAAUUGCGCAGUACGCUCAAGCAGCUCGUCCGCGAUUGGAGCAUGGAGGGAAAGGCGGAGCGCGACCUAUGCUACGAACCCAUAAAAGAAGCUCUAAUCCAACACUUUUCCGACAUCCCGCAGGAAGAGAGGAGAAACUUCCGAGUGCUCGUACCCGGCGCAGGACUCGGCCGACUAGCUUGGGACGUAGCCAAGCUCGGAUUUGCGUGCCAGGGCAACGAGUUCUCCCAUUACAUGCUCCUGGCCUCGUUCUCCAUGCUGAACAGGACCGAUGCCAUCCACAAACACACCAUCUACCCAUACGUCCACUCUUUUUCCAACAACCCGAACACCGAUGCCCUGCUCCGUCCUAUCCUCAUCCCAGAUGUUUUGCCGUCCUCCUUGCCUGAGGGAGCGGACUUUUCUCUGGUUGCAGGUGAUUUUGAGGAGAUCUACGGCGGUUCCGACAACCUCGACGAAGGCGAUCCCUCAGUAGGGCAAUGGGAUGCAGUAUUAACGUGCUUCUUCAUCGACACUGCGAAAAACAUCGUGGAUUACCUCCGGGUCAUCCACCGCAUCCUCGCCCCCGGCGGCGUGUGGAUCAACCUAGGCCCGCUGCUCUGGCACUGGGAAGGAAACACGACGAACGACCCCUCGGUAGAGCUCACGCUGGACGAAGUCAAGGCCCUCGCGCGCAAAAUCGGGUUUAAGAUAUCCAACGAACGGACUAUCGAUACGACGUACACAAACAAUGCCCAGAGCAUGCUUGGCUAUGUGUACCACGCUGCCUUCUGGACGGCGACCAAGGUCGUUUAG
Molecule: messenger RNA, 1311 nt
Organism: Dichomitus squalens LYAD-421 SS1
Lineage: Eukaryota; Fungi; Basidiomycota; Agaricomycetes; Polyporales; Polyporaceae
Product: N2227-domain-containing protein
Exons: 11
Coding region: 1-1311 (436 amino acids)
Molecular function (GO): S-adenosylmethionine-dependent methyltransferase activity
Source: RefSeq, a predicted model, not a curated record